Molecule: messenger RNA, 1749 nt
Organism: Liolophura sinensis
Lineage: Eukaryota; Metazoa; Mollusca; Polyplacophora; Chitonida; Chitonidae
Product: pyridoxal phosphate homeostasis protein-like
Exons: 8
Coding region: 54-908 (284 amino acids)
Cellular component (GO): intracellular anatomical structure
Molecular function (GO): pyridoxal phosphate binding
Source: RefSeq, a predicted model, not a curated record
AAGCAGGACCUGUAACGUGAAAAAAAUGUUUCGAUGCUUUCAAGUAACAGGUGAUGUUUAGUCGAUCAUUGUUUGUAAGGAACAUGGGGACAGAAACAAGUGAAAUCGCAAAGGCGUUGAAAGAUGUUCUACGGCGAGCUGAAUCGGCAUCACAAAAGCGAGCACAGACGCUUCCUCAGACCAAGCCCAGGGUAGUGGCUGUGUCUAAAACGAAACCCGUACAGAUGAUAGUGGAGGCCUAUCAGCUAGGACAGAGACACUUUGGAGAAAAUUAUGUCCAGGAGCUAGUGGAAAAGUCUUGCCACCCUGAGAUUUUAGAGAAAUGUAAGGAUAUAAAGUGGCACUUUAUAGGUCAUCUUCAGAAGAAUAAGAUCAACAAAGUACUAGGCUGUAAUAAUCUGUUUUUAAUGGAAACAUUGGACUCAGAGAAAUUGGCACAUAAUUUAAACAAUACUUGGGAAAAGAUGGAAAAAGCUGAAAGCCUGAAUGUCAUGGUACAAGUGAAUACAAGUCAAGAGGCGAGUAAGAGUGGCUGCAAUCCUGCCCAGGUCUGUGGUCUGGUGAAGUUUGUGAGGGAGAAGUGUCCCAGACUCAGCUUCAUUGGUCUGAUGACAAUAGGAGCAUUUGACCAUGAUCUCACUACUGGACCUAACCCGGACUUCCAGUUGAUGUUACGCUGUCGGCAGGAAGUGUGUGAACAGGAACAGCUAAGAGCUGAGGAAGUUGAACUUAGUAUGGGAAUGUCACAUGACUUUGAGCAUGCCAUUGAAGUUGGAAGUACAAAUGUAAGAAUUGGAAGUGUCAUAUUUGGUGCCAGAAACUAUGCUGCUAAAAGUCCACCUCAGGAGGCUGCAUCAGGGGGAGCAUCUGCGGUUUCUACCUCAGGCACAAAUGAGGCAGGGAGCUAAGCAGUGUGACCCACAGAUAAAUGUGUGAUGUGGACAGAAAUAUAAGCUGUGUAAAAUUCCCUGGUAAACAGUGCUGACCUGUUUGGAAAUGCUUCAUUCCACCCAUAUACAUUCAAAUGAUUAUCAGUGUUAUAAAAAAUUUCGUGUGGAGCUAACUGCUUCAUUUUGGCUGUAUGGUUUUAGCAAAGGUUGUGUACAAGGAUUUAUAUAUAUAAGAGGCUAACAGAAAAGAUUAUUGUUCAUUUCACAAGCAAGAAAACUGCCAAAUUGAAUUCAUAUUAAAGCAGAUAUGGAGUAAAUAUUUCAGUCAUCACAAUAAUGGUGGUUAGUAAAGUUGUCAGGGAGAAGAAAAUGAGGAAAAAAAAAAACAUGUAGAAUGUACUAAUUGUGCUAAGAAUUAUGUUAAACUGUUCAUCUUUGUGUCCAGAUUUGUCUGAAAUGUACCUUAUCAGAUGUGAAUAAUGUCAUAUUACUGAUGUAUUGUGAGUUAUGGAACUGCACUAUGUAUGCAUGGUGCUCUUGGUCAUCUAUAUUUGUCAGUUAACACUGGUUGUAAACUUGAACAGUGUUUGUUGACUUUCUGAUCCACCUUUGUGUGAAAGAACUGUUGUAUACAUUAGCCAAUUUUAUUGAGUUAACCAUCUCGAUAUUGCGGGGCCUCCGUGGCUCAGUCGGUUAGCGCGCUAGGGCAGCAUAAUGACCCAGGAGCCUCUUACCAAUGCGGUCGCUGUGAGUUUAAGUCCAGCUCAUGCUGGCUUCCUCUCCGGCCGUAAGUGGGAAGGUCAGCAACCUGCGGAUGGUCGUGGGUUUCCCCAAGGCUCUGCCCCUUUUCCACCCACCA